This is a messenger RNA of Habropoda laboriosa, 2175 nucleotides long. RefSeq names its product RING finger protein 10. Bases 1 to 2175 code for a protein of 724 amino acids. Gene Ontology annotation, biological process: positive regulation of transcription by RNA polymerase II. The record is from RefSeq and is a predicted model, not a curated record. The transcript has 12 exons. NCBI's taxonomy places the organism in Eukaryota, Metazoa, Arthropoda, Insecta, Hymenoptera, Apidae. Gene Ontology annotation, molecular function: metal ion binding; transcription cis-regulatory region binding.
AUGGUAAGGGCAUUUACAGCCCUACAAACAAAUGCUUUAGGUGUUAACACAGACGACGUACAGGAUAGACCUUAUGUUGCAAACAGUAAACUUUUCCCAAGGACCUCACGCAGACGCGAACCAACUGGCACUAGCAGUUUCUCAAAAUUUGAACAAUCAAAGAAGUGCAAUGUACAAAAAACAAAAAAUUUUGAUAAGAGACCAAAACCUAAAGGACAAUAUCAUGGCGGUUCAAAGGAGGAUACCAAGGUAGUGCAACUAGGAUUAGCUGAGCCUGGCUCAGUAGUGGUCCAAGGAAGUAAGAAGCAGAACUUGAAUCAUCUGCUGAAUUUUCAUUAUGAGCCACGUGAAAUGCAAGGUGGUUCAGGUACAUGGAGUCAUGGAAGAUCAAUAAAAGGUUUCUCUCGUAACAGUAAUAGGUGGCUUCCACCAGUACAGCGACAUAAGUACAAUAAGGAACAAUUUUUGCAAGCCAGCUGCCAGUUUGUUGUAACUGCCAAUGGAAAUUAUACAUUAUAUUUAAGUGAUCCUGAUGUACUAGUUGAUUGGAAACUGGUAGAACAAAUUAUACUCUAUAGCCCUGAAAACUUAUCAUGUCCCAUAUGUUUAUGUUCACCAGUUGCUGGAAAAAUGACACGUUGUGGUCAUGUUUAUUGUUGGCCUUGUAUUCUUCAUUAUUUGUCACUUUCUGAUAAAUCCUGGCGUAAAUGUCCUAUUUGUUAUGAAUCCAUUCAGAAAUCUGAUUUAAAAAGUGUUACCGAAGUCACACAAAGUACAUUAAAUUUGGGAGAUACUAUCACUUUGCGUUUGAUGCGCCGUGAAAAAGGAUCGCUGCUUACAGUGCCUGUUGGAUCUACAAUUCAAAAUCCAACAAAUUUUUUCCAAGUUUCAGAGACUGUUAGUAAUCAAGUGUAUUCAAAGCUUCUUAUUGCGAACACAAAAGAUGUCAUGAAUAUUAUUGAACGCGAACGUGUUCAGUUGAAACUCGAAUUGUCGGAUAAUCCUGAUUCUCCGGAGAAUUGUUAUAUUGAACAGGCGCUUGAUGAACUUUCAAAAAGGGAAGAGUUGUUGCAAAUGGUAACAUUAAUUAAAGUCAAAUCAGACUCAGAAGUCGUUCCUGAAAACGGAACUGUAAUAUCGCAAACAGAAGGUAAUAAUAUUGAGAAACAACUAACUCAACCGGAGUCCCACGAUUGUAAAGAAAUAUGUACUUUGUCAAAGGAUAUAAAAAAUGUGGACGAAGAAUCACCAAAAUCUGUAGAAAAUUCACCUAAUGGUGCUCAAUCAACCUUAGGAAUGCAGAAAUUCUUUUAUUUCUAUCAAGCUGAAGAUGGUCAACAUUUAUAUCUUCACGCAAUGAAUGUCAAGAUGUUAGAGAUGCAAUAUGGAAAUCUUGAAAAUUCUCCACAUGUUAUAACGGGAAAACUCUUAGAAAGAGAAGGAGGAAGUCUUACGGAAGAUUUAAGACGUAGAUUGAGAUAUUUAUGUCACUUGCCACUGACUUGCCAAUUUGAAGUAGCUGAAAUUGAACUAAAACCACCAAUUGUAUCGAAAGAAGUUUUAUUUUCGUUCCAAGAUCAGUUGACAUUAAGACACAAACGUAGGCAACAACAAGAACGUGAAGAAAGAAAAAGGGAAAGAAAAAUCAUUGAAGAGGAAAAUAAGCGAAUGGGAAAGUAUCCGACGCCUAUAGUACACAUUGAUUCUCGGCGACAUUUUCCACAAUGGCAGCCGGAACUGCUAUUUUCAGAGGAAGGUGCUCCAUCACCGGCAGAACUGACAGCAACUUCAAGUGUAGCUAGUAGUCCACCCUUAAGCACAUUUGACGAAAUGGUUGCAUCCAGAAAAACUGAUAAUGUCGCUCAUGAACAAGGAUUAUCAUUCGCAGAAAUGUUACGAAAUACUGGCACACCUUCAAAGUCGCAAACUGUAUGGCCAUCGAUUAAUUCUACUCGUGGGAAAUCGUGUUCUAAUACAACUAUUCAGUCAUCCUUGGGAGAUGCCGAGGAACAGGAUUAUGCAUCAGUACCAUCACACAGUCAAAGUUUUGGUGAUGCAUUAGCUGCUGCUUUAGAGCAAACAAAGUUAGAUACAAAGAAGAAUGAAAGCAGAAAAAAGAAGAAGAAAGGAAAAUCAACUGUAUUGUUUGCAACUACUAUGGCACGUACAUCUUAA